Messenger RNA from Nelumbo nucifera (sacred lotus), 1257 nucleotides. RefSeq names its product pectate lyase-like. Gene Ontology annotation, molecular function: pectate lyase activity. Lineage: Eukaryota; Viridiplantae; Streptophyta; Magnoliopsida; Proteales; Nelumbonaceae. The record is from RefSeq and is a predicted model, not a curated record.
UGAAUCACUCUUGAUUAUUAUGAUUUGCAUCUGUAAAAGAAGUUUGAUUAUUAUUAUUUUUCUUUUUCUUUUUUUGUGGUGGUGGUGGUGGUGGUGCAACUACUGCAGGGCCAUGCAGGAGAGCAACGGCACGAGGAGAAGCUUGAAAACAAAGCCAUACGGUGGACCGUGCUUGGCGACCAACCCCAUCGACCGCUGCUGGAGGUGCCAGAAGAACUGGUCCCGUAAUCGCAAGAAGUUGGCGGAUUGCGUCGUGGGCUUUGGCCGGAAGACCAUCGGCGGAAAGUUGGGGAAAUUCUACGUGGUCACUGAUGGUUCCGACAACGACAUGCUGAACCCAAAACCCGGCACACUGCGACACGCCGUGAUCCAGAAGGAGCCACUGUGGAUCAUAUUCGCACGUGACAUGGUGAUCAGGCUGAACCAAGAGCUUCUCAUGGCCGGCGACAAGACGAUCGACGCCAGAGGCGCUAACGUCCAUGUCGCCUACGGCGCAGGCAUCACCAUCCAGUUCGUUAAGAACGUUAUCAUUCAUGGCCUCCACGUUCAUGACAUAGUCCCUGGGUCCGGUGGACUCAUCAGGGACUCCGUCGACCACUACGGUUUGAGGACACAAAGCGAUGGCGAUGGCAUCUCCCUCUUUGGCGCCACUAAUGUCUGGAUUGAUCACAUCUCCAUGUCCAACUGCAAGGAUGGACUCAUCGACGCCAUCAUGAGCACCACCGCCGUCACCGUCUCCAACUGUCACUUCACGCACCACAACGAGGUGAUGUUGUUUGGAGCAAGCGGUAGCUAUUCUGGGGAUGCAGUCAUGCAAAUAACAGUGGCGUUCAACCACUUCGGGAGAGGACUGGUGCAGAGGAUGCCGAGGUGCCGAUGGGGAUUCGCCCACGUCGUCAACAAUGACUACACUCACUGGAUCAUGUAUGCCAUCGGUGGUAGCGAACACCCCACCAUCAUCAGCCAGGGCAACCGGUUCAUCGCUCCUCCCACUUUGGCUGCCAAGGAGGUGACCAAGAGGGAUUAUGCACCGGAGAGUGAAUGGAAACAUUGGACAUGGAGAUCAGAAGAUGAUCUGAUGAUGAACGGAGCAUUCUUCGUACAAUCAGGCAACCCUAGCAGAAAACAUCCAUUCUCUAAGAAGGAUAUGAUUCCUGCAAAGCCUGGCACUUACGUAAGUACGCUUACUCGCUUCUCGGGUGCUCUCGGCUGCAAGAUUAAUAAACCUUGUUAAUUUUCUUUUUUUCUUAAUUUAUU